Culex pipiens pallens (northern house mosquito) is the source of this 915-nucleotide messenger RNA. Its product is annotated as DNA repair protein XRCC2-like. The transcript has a single exon. Gene Ontology annotation, biological process: double-strand break repair via homologous recombination; DNA strand invasion. Gene Ontology annotation, cellular component: Rad51B-Rad51C-Rad51D-XRCC2 complex; centrosome; replication fork. NCBI's taxonomy places the organism in Eukaryota, Metazoa, Arthropoda, Insecta, Diptera, Culicidae. The record is from RefSeq and is a predicted model, not a curated record. Gene Ontology annotation, molecular function: four-way junction DNA binding. The coding region runs from base 18 to 908 and encodes 296 amino acids.
CGCUCAGUGUUCAAAUCAUGUGCGAAAUUGAAACCGCCGUCCAAAUCGCCCACCGGAUGGUGUCCCGCACGUCCAGUGCGGUGCGCUGUCUGGACACUAAUCUCUUUCCCGGGGACGGCGGACCGGCAAAAGGCGAACUGGUCGAACUCACCGGCAAAACCAACUGCGGCAAAUCCGUACUGAUGCUGGAACUGAUUGCGCGGAUAAUCCUACCGGUGGAGCACGGUGGCCACGGCGUCGGUGCGGUGUUUGUCAACUGCGACAACAACGUCCACAUGCUGCGGCUGCUGGACAUCAUGGAGAAGCAGAUCGUCAACAACUCGAGCCCUGCCGGGCGAAACAUGGGACGGGAGGAGAUUCGUCGCAUUCGGGAGGAAUCUUUUACGCGGUUGACCAUGAUCAAGUGCUGCACCAUGGACGAGUUUGAGUUUACGCUGCUUUCGUUGAACGACGUCUUCCUGAAACAUCCCGCGGCUUCGUACCUUCUGAUUGAUUCUCUGGUGGCGUUUUACUGGAACAAAUGCACCGAGAAGAACCUCAUCCGGAUGGACACUUAUCUGAAGUCACUGUGCGUCCGGCUGGAGAAGCUCUGCAAGGAACUCCAGCUGGUGGCCAUUUUCACACGGCCGUCCUACUUUGGCACUGGGCGCGAAUCGACCUCGGAUGGGCUGGUUGAAGGGAGUCAAUCUGGUGCGGUGGCCGCAGUCCUGGCGGCGUCGACUUCAGCGUUUGGAUCAGGGGGAGGAGGCAAUUGGAAGCAGGUUGUGAAGCAUCGGAUUGAGCUGGCCGAAGCGGUCACGCCGACGCCGAGCGAGGAUCGCAAGUUUAACGCCUUUGUGACGUCCCGGGAGCGGCAGUUGAUCAAGUUUUUUGUGAUUGAUGGGUAUGGGAUUAGCUGGUUAAACUGAUAAUAGA